This is a messenger RNA of Penicillium maclennaniae, 216 nucleotides long. RefSeq lists its product as uncharacterized. The transcript is spliced from 2 exons. The coding region runs from base 1 to 216 and encodes 71 amino acids. The record is from RefSeq and is a predicted model, not a curated record. NCBI's taxonomy places the organism in Eukaryota, Fungi, Ascomycota, Eurotiomycetes, Eurotiales, Aspergillaceae.
AUGAACCGUGGAGGAGGCACCAGAGAAAUAUCGUUCGGAUUGAGACUCGAAUUUGAGAAAAUGCAGAGCAAGUUCAAGAUGAGUCAGGAGAAGAGGGUUGGGGAUCGCGAGGGCGUGGCUGAGGGGUUUACGGCUCUAGGUGGUGAGACUGGGGAGGUGCUUUCGAAGCUGAUCAAGGAGCGAGGAGUUUCGCACGAUGCGAGGACUCGAGAGUGA